AUGAUAAGAGGGAAAACUCUUUCACUUCCUGUUCGGACUUUCAAAUCAUCAACAUGCAUCCCUCUCAGAUAUUAUCAUCACUCCUCUCACCAAUUAAAUACUACCAAUAAUAAUAUCAAUAACAAUCAAUUUAUUGAAAAUAAUAACAAUAGUAAUGGAUUCUUCUCAUGUUACUCAUCAGCAAAAUUCACUCUUCCCACUCAUCACACACUUAAAGCAAAAUGGAUUCAAGUACCAAAGGCACUCUCCGAAUCUAAUGCUGUUUUAAAGACUGAAAUUAAAGUACCAGAUCCCAUUCCGAUAGAUUUAGUUAAACAAGUUCAUGAUCAUGAUUUUGUGGAUAAAUUUCUUGAUGGUACCAUCUCUCCGAAAGAUAUGAAGAGAAUUGGAUUUGGAGAAUGGAAUGAAGCAGUCAGAAAUAGAGUUAUUCACACAAUUGGAGCUACUUUAUGUGCCACUAAGGAUGCACUCAAUUUAAACGAAUCUAGGAGAAGUUCCAAUUUAGCAGGUGGAGGACAUCACAGUUUUUAUGAUAGAGGAUCUGGCUAUUGUAUUUGGAAUGAUAUUGUUAUAGCAGGUCAAUAUUUAAUUAAUUCUGGAGCUAUUGGAGAGGGAAGGAAAUAUUUGGUAAUUGAUUUGGAUGUUCACCAAGGAGAUGGUACUUCUAAUUUAUGUAGAUUAUUGCAUUCAGGAAAAUCUUUCACAUUCUCCAUGCAUUGUAAACAUAAUUUUCCAAUUCAUAAGGAAAAAAGUGAUUGGGAUGUAGAAUUAGAAGAUAAUAUGAAAGACGAGACCUAUUUGAGAAUUCUUUCUGAUUGUUUGGAUACUCUCGAACAGGAACAUAGGGGAAAGAUUGAUUUCAUCUUUUUCCAAUCUGGUGUGGAUGUUUUACAAGGUGAUAGAUUGGGAAGAUUGUCGCUUUCCCUCGAGGGAGUUCUCAAAAGAGAUCAAAUGGUUGCAGAAUUUGCCGAGAGAAUGGCUCUCCAUGAUCCACUAUUUCACACUGAUACGAAUAGGGCAAUUACCAUUCCAUUGGUUAGUAUGAUGGGAGGUGGGUAUAUCACUGAGAAGGAAAAUACAAUUGAUAGAGUUUGUAGUGCCCAUUCGAAUACUGUAAGAACAUUGAGAAACUAUUGGACAUUGAAGGAAAAUUCAACACGACUCGAGUUGAAUGAUUCAAAUCCCAAAGAGCUCCCAGGGCGGCUGAAAGGUUGGACAAGAGAAAUGGAUGAACAAACUCAAAUUUAUUGA
Naegleria gruberi is the source of this 1251-nucleotide messenger RNA. RefSeq names its product histone deacetylase. Lineage: Eukaryota; Heterolobosea; Eutetramitea; Acrasida; Naegleriidae. Bases 1 to 1251 code for a protein of 416 amino acids. The record is from RefSeq and is a predicted model, not a curated record. Gene Ontology annotation, molecular function: histone deacetylase activity. The transcript is spliced from 2 exons.